Molecule: messenger RNA, 189 nt
Organism: Phytophthora nicotianae INRA-310
Lineage: Eukaryota; Oomycota; Peronosporomycetes; Peronosporales; Peronosporaceae
Exons: 1
Coding region: 1-189 (62 amino acids)
Source: RefSeq, a predicted model, not a curated record
AUGACGGGCCAGGACGCGAUCCUCGGCAUGGAUUUUAUGGUCCCAGCGGGAAUUCGAUUGGAUUUGGCCGACGGGACGUUGUGUCUGCCGGAUGAGAUUCGCAUCCAGCUGUCAGGACGGCGUCCGCUAUACGGUGAACACGUCAGUGCAGUUCGCCUUGAAGAACUCGAGGUUAUCGAAACUGGUUAG